Molecule: messenger RNA, 2043 nt
Organism: Tremella mesenterica DSM 1558
Lineage: Eukaryota; Fungi; Basidiomycota; Tremellomycetes; Tremellales; Tremellaceae
Exons: 7
Biological process (GO): rRNA processing
Cellular component (GO): nucleus
Molecular function (GO): ATP binding; nucleic acid binding
Source: RefSeq, a predicted model, not a curated record
GGUCUCAAAAGUAGUCACUUCAUAACCCCAACCCCUAUUCAAGCUCUUGCCAUACCACCUUCACUGGCCAGAAGGGAUGUACUCGGAUCAGCUUCCACAGGUUCUGGAAAAACCCUCGCUUUUCUCGUCCCGAUGUUGGAAAGACUAUAUCUUCUCAAAUGGGGUCCGUUGGAUGGUCUAGGUGCCGUCGUCAUCUCCCCUACGAGAGAAUUAGCAGUACAAACUUUCAACCAAUUAAGAGAUGUUGGUAAAUACCAUAAUUUCUCUGCGGGUUUAGUCAUCGGUGGGAAACCUUUAAAAGAGGAGAGAGAUAGAUUGAGUAGGAUGAACAUCUUGAUCGCUACUCCGGGGAGGUUAUUGCAGCAUUUAGAUAGUACAGUGGGGUUCGAAUCAGCCGGUGUCAAGGUGUUAAUCCUCGAUGAAGCUGAUCGUCUUUUGGAUCUCGGAUUCCUACCUGCACUUCGAGCGAUUGUCUCACAUUUCUCCCCUGGAGGUCCGAAUGCCCAAAACGACAGACAAACCCUCUUGUUUUCCGCCACUCAGAGCCAGGACUUGGCAGCUUUGGCCAAGCUGUCUUUACAUGAACCGUUAUACAUCAAUUGCAACAAACCGGGAGAAGAAGGCGUUGUUCCGGCAGGUUUAGAGCAGUAUUACGCUGUAGUCGGCUUGGAGAAGAAAUUGGACGUUUUGUGGGGUUUUGUGAAGAGUCAUUUGAAAAUGAAAGGUGUGGUAUUUGUUACCAGUGGCAAACAGGUUCGAUUCAUAUUCGAAACCUUCCGUCGACUUCACCCCGGUUUACCCGUCUUGCAUCUUCACGGUAAACAAAAACAAGCCACACGGUUGACCAUCUUCCAACGGUUCUCUUCCUCUAAAUCAGCCCUUUUGAUAUGUACAGACGUUGCCGCAAGAGGUCUAGACUUUCCAUCGGUCGAUUGGGUGGUACAAUUGGAUUGUCCGGAAGACGUUGAUACGUAUAUUCAUCGCGUUGGUCGGACAGCACGGUAUCAAAGUCAAGGGAAAGCCCUUUUGUUUUUAUGUCCAAGUGAGGAAGAGGGAAUGUUGCAGAGAUGGAAAGAUAAGGGUUUGGAAGUGAAGAAGAUCAAGAUAAAACAAAGUAAAGUGGGAAGUUUACAUCAACAGAUGCAAAAUUUUGCUUUCAAAGAACCGGAGAUCAAAUAUCUUGGACAGAGGGCCUUCAUCUCAUACAUGCGCUCAGUACAUUUACAAAAAGACAAGACGAUAUUUAAACUCUCCGAACUCCCAGCAGAAGAGUUUGCAGCUAGUAUGGGUCUACCCGGAGCUCCUCAGAUCAAAUUGUUCGAGACCAGCAAGGCCAACAAAUCGAGGGGAGGAGUGAAACAGCCAGAGGUAGAAGUAGACGUUGCAUCAGAAGAAGAUGAAGAUCAUGAGAAUGUCGCGGCACAAUCUAAAGUCAGUGGUCCAUCACUCAAAUCCGUUCGGACGAAAUACGAUCGAAUGUUUGAGAGGAAAAACCAAUCUAUCCUCACUCCCCAUUACAAUUCCCUCAUUCGACAUUCUUCUUCAGCUUCAGAAUCUGAAGAAGAAGUGUUCACAUUGACAAGGAGGGAUCAUGAUUUGCCAGAAUUCGGCGGGUCGACAAGUGGAAAAAGUAGAAAACCUUUGAUAUCUUCAGAAGAUCUAUCAAAGAGAAAGUUGAAAGCCGGCGGGAGUAAAAAAGGUUUAUUGAAAAUUCGUUCUGGACCUGAUAAAGUCAUUUUUGACGAAAGCGGUCACCCGACGACAUUCUACGAAGCUGGUAAAGAGGCAGAAGAUAUCGCCAGGGAUUCGAAAUUAAGAGAAAAGUAUUUGGAUGAAGAGAAGGAAAGAAUGAGAAAAGCCCAUGAGAUUGACAGGGAAGUAGCUAGGGAUAAAAAGAGAGAGAGGAAGAGGAAGAGGAAAGAGAAGGAGAAAGAGGUGAGUAAAGGGUUUUUUUUCCUUUCCUAUCUCCCCCCUCCCCCUCAACCACCCCCUUCCCCUCUUUUUAUUCAGAAAUGGGCAUUCCAGUUCAAGGUUUUUCCUUGA